Molecule: messenger RNA, 1263 nt
Organism: Microthlaspi erraticum
Lineage: Eukaryota; Viridiplantae; Streptophyta; Magnoliopsida; Brassicales; Brassicaceae
Source: the annotation of a GenBank genome assembly
AUGCAGGAGGGUCACCCUUUGGCCUACAUCAGUCGACACUUGAAAGGGAAGCAACUGUUUCUCUCCAUCUAUGAAAAAGAGUUAUUGGCUGUUGUCUUUGCUGUUCAAAAGUGGCGCCAUUACCUUCUUACAAGCCACUUUGUGAUCAAGACAGAUCAAAGAAGCUUAAAAUACCUUUUGGAGCAACGCUUGAAUACUCCAAUUCAACAACAAUGGCUUCCUAAACUGCUGGAAUUUGAUUACGAAAUUCAGUACAAACAAGGGAAAGAAAAUUUGGUUGCUGAUGCCUUAUCGCGGGUUGAAGGAGCAGAGAUACUCAACAUGGCUAUGUCUGUUCUUGAGUGUGAUUUUAUUCAACAGAUUCAGGCUGGUUAUGAUUCGGAUAUCGAGCUACAAGAGUUAAUUGGUGAACUAAAGCUCAAACCGCAAGCUAGAAAACACUACUCUUGGUCACAAAAUAUCGUAAGGCGAAAGAGCAAGAUCGUUGUUCCUCAUACUCCUCUUCUACGAGGUAAAAUUUUGGAUUGGUUACAUAGUUCUGGGAGUGGUGGACAUUCUGGUCGUGAUGCUAUGCAUCAACGUGUGAAAGGGUUAUUCUACUGGAAGGGAAUGUCUAAAGAUAUCCAAGCUUUCAUCCGAGCUUGUCCGGUUUGUCAGCAAUGCAAGUAUGAUCCGGCCGCCUCUCCUGGUUUACUUCAGCCUCUACCGAUUCCUGAUACAAUAUGGUCUGACAUCUCCAUGGACUUUAUUGAUGGUUUGCCUAAAUCUUUUGGCAAAACAGUGAUUUUUGUGGUGGUGGAUCGCUUGAGUAAGGCUGCACAUUUCAUUGCUCUCUCCCACCCUUAUACAGCAGCUUCUGUAGCUCAAGCUUUCUUGGAUAAUAUCUUCAAGCUUCACGGUCUUUCCCGUUCUAUAAUCAGUGAUAGAGAUGCUAUUUUUCUUAGUGAAUUUCGGAGAGAACUUUUCAGCCUCCAAGGCGUUGCUCUAAACUACUCUAGCGCCUAUCAUCCUCAGAGUGAUGGCCAAACAGAAGUUGUGAAUCGAUGUUUGGAAACAUAUUUGCGUUACAUGUGCAGUGAUCGUCCACACUUAUGGAGUAAAUGGCUACCUCUCGCUGAGUAUUGGUAUAACACAUCUUUUCAUACCGCUACUCAAAUGACACCUUUUGAAGCUGUUUAUGGUCAACAGCCACCUCAGCACUUACCUUAUCUUCCUGGAGAGUCAAAAGUUGCAGUGGUCGCUAAAGAGUUUACAAGAACGUGA